AUGAGCAGUCCAGGAGGCGAGGACGAAGGGGAGGUGAGGAGUCCUAGGUCAAAGAGUCCUGUGAUGGGCGUGGCAGGACUCCUACGGGACCAUCCUAAGACUGGAGGCGGCGGCGGGUUGGAGGAUGAGGGUCGUCGGGGGUCAGGCGGAGGCAUACUGAAGCUUGACCCGACGAAGCAUAGGAGGUCAUCGGCUGCUUCAGUGGAGUUCCGGACUGACAAGGAUGACCCUUCUUCUCCAUGCCCGAGUGACCGCUUGAGCGUGACCUGGGCAGAUGGCGAGAGAUCAGUGUCCAGCGAUGGUGUGUCCCUGGUGCCGCGGGGUCAUGGGGCCUCACCUGACCAGCCCUCCAUCAAUACACUGGUGCCAGCUUGCGGGAGUCUUCUUGAGGAGUCCCCCAUCCCCCCAAUGAACCCCUCCCCGCACCCUAGCCAUCAGGAGGGGCCGGUGGUGGGCGUAGGAGGCCAGGACGAGGAAUAUGGGGCCAGCGUCUCGGCCAUUCUUCGGCGCGCCAGCUGCAAGGGGACUAGGCGGAGCACAAGGAGGAAGAAGAAGAUUAGGAGGACGAGCACGAUGACCACGAGUUCGGGGGAGACGGUGGUGGAGGUGGAGGGAAUGUCCGAGGAGGAGGAGGUGGCGGAGACGCUGAGAAUCCACAAGGAGGUUCUGACGGGCGUGAAGCAUCAGCCUUGGCCUAUUGCGAGGAAGCUUCGUCUGAUUAGGGCCUCGCGGGAGUACAUACGCAGACACGAGGGGGAGAUGGAGGAGCGGUUAGCCCAGAGCAGCAGUACCCGAGACGUGCUGCUUCGGUGCUUCAUACGCGCUAGACGGGUGCUGCGGGCGGGGGUGCGGGCGGUGUACGUGUGGGUGUCUGGCCUCGAGCCUUGGCAGGGGCGCAUCAAGACCAUCGAGUCGCACUUCGGGUCCGCGGUUGCCUCUUAUUUCACCUUCCUUCGCUGGGUGCUCGGCCUCAACCUGGCACUCACGGCACUCCUGGCGGCCUUUGUCAUCAUCCCGGAGUUUCUGGCCGGCGAUCGAAGCAGUGCAGGGGAGAGGAAGUCCAUCUUGGCCUGGGAGCGCAUCACGGCCUAUGACUUCAAGGUGCUGUGGGACUUCGAGGGCAUCCUGAGAUAUUCCCCGAUCUUCUAUGGCUACUACAGCAAGGCACCGUUCACCAGGGAGGGCUACAGGCUCCCCUUGGCGUACUUCCUCACUUCCCUCGCUGUCUAUGCCUACAGUUUUGUGGCUAUUCUGCGGAAAAUGGCCGCCAACUCUCGCAUGUCCAAGCUGGCUGAGGACGAGGAGUGCACCUUCACCUGGCGGCUACUGGCGGGCUGGGACUACACCAUCGGGAACCUGGAGGCAGCGCAGAACAAGGUGGCCGCCAUCAACACAGGCUUCAGGGAGUCGCUUCUGGAGGCCCGGGAGUCAGAGAAGGAGGAGAAGAGCUGGCGGCUGCGAGGGCGUCGAGCGUUGGCCCACCUGAUAGUUGUGCUGCUGAUCCUGGGCAGCGCCUACGCCGUGGUGCUGCUGGUGCGCCGCUCCGAGGGCGUGGACAGCACCUCCUCCUGGUGGCGGCAGAACGAGCUCACCAUCACGCUCACCCUCAUCUCCCUCGUCUACCCAAACCUCUUUGACCUGGUUGGUUUGCUUGAGUUGCGUCACCCCAGGAACCAGUUACAGUGGCAGCUGGCUCGCAUCAUGUCCCUCAACCUCCUUAACUUGUACACCCUCAUCUUCGCACUCUUCUCCAAGGUGGACGACAUGACGAAGGAGCUCGGGUCACUGAAAACCAACCUGACCUUCACAUACAGCCAGGAGGUCACCAUGCAGGAAACCACACAACCCUGGCUCCCCAACAUGACCUCAGAUGACCUAAGCUACAUAUCCGAGGGGCUUAACACAACUUAUGACCUCACCACCUCGUUCGUCAAUAGCCUGAGCUCGACGCCAUUGACAGAUAUCCUCAACACUGUGACCUCUGCUAUACCCUCAAUGACCACCCUGUCCGAUGAAGCUUAUACAUACCUAGGCACGGAGGACACUCGCGCACCUUCCCUCGCCCCCUCCCUGGCCGCCUCACUCCUCACGGCUCUCCCCUUCGCUAAACUUCCACUGCCAAAAGGUGACCCAAGAUUAGCGGCUCCCCUCCCACCAGGCUGCUACCUCAUGCCAACCACCUGCUCCACCACCUCCACUCGGCCCUCCACACCCCUCUCCACACACACAGCCUCCACCUCACCCACCACAGACACAUCCGCAGCAUCCACUUUAAACACACAGCCGCCCUCAUCCACGUUAAACUACAGCGACUGGGCCAGAGCGAUAUAUGGCGAAGGGAGUGUGGAUUUGAGUAGCUAUGGGGAUGAGCCUGUCUAUCUUAGCGAGGAGAAUGUAACCUCAAUAGAUUGGGCAUCCACACCAUAUCUGACAGAACCAGGAAUGACGGACAAUGAUUUCACAGCUAAUAUGGAUCCGAGCGAGACUUCCAACGCUUCAGAACUUGGUGGUAAUCGUACAGUCCCCUCCGAGACUCCUGGUUUUGGUAUUGAUAUGAAGGGUAAUGGCAGCGUCUCCCCCAUUGAUCCCCCCUUAGUAAUGCCUCUAUGGGGGAGUAAUGGGUUUAAUGGUAAUGGAACUGUGGGGUCAGAGGAACAACCAGAAGACUUAGGUAAUAUGUCAAGGAGUAUGUCGUCUCAUGGGUUUGAUCUGCACUCAUCUCCAAGCCUUAGCGAAGAGAGAACACCCGAGACUUUAAAUAACUCCGAGGCCUUGAGAGAGUUCCCGGAUAGUACGGUGGAGUCUGCCCUUGAAUCUACUAAUGUGGAGACAACAACUAUCACUUCAGGGGCUAAGGAAGGCGAGGCAGACUUACUUACAAAUGCCACAAACAACACUGAUGGAGCGUCGCCGGAAUUCGCUAAAAUGGAAACGUCGACGGUGGCUCCAGACGCUGAACGGGACGGAGAGGAUAAGAACUUGGUGAACCUUUUGAGUCUGGUGCCAGGGAAACAAAGGCUUUUCUACAUGGGAAGCCUUGAGGAGUUGGAGGAGAUGGAUGCUGAAGAAGAUGCUGUGAGGUUUGCCGGAGUCCAUGGUGGGAGAUCGAGAAGCAAGAGGGAAGGUGAAGCUGGCGGAAAAGAUAAAUCGUCUGAACCACAAACACAAAAUCGGGAAAAUCGGGAAUAUUCUACAGCCAUCACAGAGGAUCAAAAGGCUAAGAAAAAGAGAUUAGCUGAAAAUUCUAAUGCCAUGGAGUAUAAGGGGAAAAAAUAUAUCAUAGUUAGGGACAAAAACGAUGAGAUACAGGCAGGAAAGGGAGAUCAGGAUGGUAAGCAAGAGACAUCAGCUGAAAGUUCUAAUGCCAUGGAGUAUAAGGGGAAGAAAUAUAUAGUUAAGGACAAGAACAGUAAGAAAGUGUCUGGAAAUGAAGAAAAAUUGCAUACCCAUUCAGAAGCGUCUCGAGAAAUGGAACACAUCACCAUUAACGAAGAGCAAGCCAUGGAUAACGAGGAGACCAAAAAAGAACAGACAUCGCGGAGAGUCAAACGAGUGAUUAACGACUAUGGGGGGGUAGGCGUCAACUAUGCACAUUACCUUCCGGACGCAACUAACGAAGAGGAGGAGGAUUACGUGACCUACGACCUUCCGCCAGAGGACAACCUUAACCUGACAAACCCGGAACGCAAUACCACACCAGAGAGCCUCACCACAAUGGAGUACGCCAAAGAAAAUGAGACGGAAUGGGGUAUUAAAAUGAUUCUCCCCACUGUGCCAGCGCUCAAUAUAUCGACAACUGACAGGGGGGCAUACUGGGCAAAGCUUACGAGGGCGGUGACGGAAGAGGGAGAUGCUGGGGAGACGCUCGAACCUGCUAUGGGGGUCGAAACUGUGACGGACUAUGAGGGUGUGGCAAACUCAUCAUCUGUGGAAAGUGAUGAUGGUGAAGAUGAGGAGUGUUUCAUUGUAGUGUGUGAAGAGGAGGUCAUUAACACCACUGAAACACCCACCACAGAAACACCCACCACAGAAACACCCACCACAGACACCACAACACCCACCACCACCAUAACCACAUCACCAGUACCCACCACCAGCACCACUGCAAUCACCACCACCACCACCACAGCCGAGCCCACCACCGCCCACUCCUUCCUGGUUCAGCCGAUGCAAGACAACCCCGAGAGAUGGGUAUCGCGGCUGCCCCCCAAGUCCCAGGAACGUCUGAGGAAGUUGUGCUGGGAGACCAUGUUCGGGCAGGAGAUCAUCAAGCUGACAGUCAUGGAUUUGGUGGUGACGGUGGUGACGGUGGUGUUGACGGAGUACGUGCGGGCGGUGGUGGUCCGUCUCUUCAACUCGUGCUGCUGCUGGGACCUGGAGAAGCAGUUUCCGGGAUACGCUGACUUCAAGAUUGCCGAGAACAUCCUGCACCUUGUUAAUAAUCAGGGGAUGGUCUGGAUGGGUAUGUUCUUCGCGCCAGGCCUUCCUCUCCUCAACACCUUCAAGCUGCUGGUGCUGCUCUACGUUCGUUCCUGGGCAGUCGUCACUUCAAAUGUCCCCCCAGAAACUGUCUUCAAGGCCUCCGAUAACAAUAACUUCUACCUUCUCUUCCUCCUGACAAUGCUAUUCCUCUGCACGCUGCCUGUCGGGUAUGCCGUGGUGUGGCUUGAACCGUCCUGGCACUGUGGCCCCUUCAGCGACUACCCCAAGAUUUACCAGCUGGCCACCUCGACCCUGAUAGGUGGCCUCCCGCCCUCCCUCUACCCCAUCAUCGACUACAUCUCCUCCCCUGGCGUGGUCAUCCCUGCUGGCCUCCUGCUCGUCCUUGUGAUCUACUACCUCGUCUCCCUCACGGCAGCGCUCAGGGAGGCCAACAGUGAUCUGAGGGAUCAGCUGCGUCAGGAAAGGUCCGCCGAGAAGAGGAAGGCCCUGGAUGCACGCUCUGGGAAGGGACGAAGCGAGACACCGACAUCCAGGUGGGGCCGAGUGGUUCCUCUCACGCCCUUACCGCGGCCUCGACUAGAUGCUACCAGCAGCGACCCGGAGAAGACGGCAGCGCAUGUCAAGAAGCCUCACGCAGCUUUAUCCCCCGAGGCCGAGAACGGACCCAUCAUAGCCUUGUGCGACCCCCCAAAGCCCAAGGACGAGGGGCCGUGGCCUGACGACGUGACAGACUUGGGCCACUCGGAGGUGUUCGACGAUUCACUUUCCGAGUCACGGCAGGUGGGGAGGGAGAAGAUGCGGGGGGAGGGCACUUCCGAGAGACACGAGAGAGUGAAGGAGUACCCAGAGAAGGAGAGGGAGCAGGAGAUUCACCACAGAGGGAAGUCGAGAAAGAACUCCUUCUCGAUGCCAGCAAAGGAGGAGGGUGAAUUCAUCUUAUCCCGAGUGCCAAAAGGGAGGCAGAAAUCAUACGGUAGCCAGACUCGAGGCCACAGACUACCCCAAGAGAGGAAGCAGUCCGACGAGAGCCUCCACCGUGACUCACCGACCAAACCAAAGCCCAGACCGUACGUAGACUCGCCCAGGGAACGCCGUAGAAGCUCGAGCUCGUACGCAAGCAAAGUCAAGCACAAGUUCAUGGACGAGAGCGCUCCGGAACCCAACACAACCCAGGAAGUGAACAAGACUGCCAGAACGCACCGAGGAUUAGCCAAGCGGGACUCUGAUAAGCUGCCCCCAGAGCCAGAGACGCCGACUAAGGGAGCGCCGUCGGUUAGGCAUCGCAGGGAGCCGUCGAUACUGAAGAUGGACGACCUGAGGAGGGGGAGCAACGGGCAGAAGGCAGGAGGCAAAGGGGCUACAUCAGGGCACCAUCGUAGCAGCUCGGACGACUCUCAGGGCAUGCAGACGAUUCCUAUUAUCAAGAUCAGCAAGGAGGACAGUGUUGAGCGUUCCCUUCAGCAGGCAAAACUACAACGCCAGGACAAGACACAGGAGGAGACCGAUGCCACAGCCGCCACCAAGCACCCCUCGCAAAGCCCUGACGCCACCUCACACAGCCCCAAACACCCCUCAAACAGCCCUGAUGCCCCUUCACGCACCACCAAGCACCCCUCGCAAAGCCCUGACACCACUUCACACAGCUCAAACACAGCCUCGCCACAGUCCAGGGAUCGCAGCGGCAGUAACAACAUCGACUUAAAAACUGUGCCAGGGAAGGAAGUCUCGGUUAAGCCUAAGAAAUCUAAGCCUGCCCCCAUUGAGACGAACUUAGAUGACCCCUACCUCCCGGAGUCGGACACGGUUGCCCUAAUUGCUAAGGUCGAGGAUGAGAUUGUCCCCCUUCAGUUAGCGGUUGAGGAGGAGACGGUGAUUCUAAGCUCAGAUGAGGAGUCGACGCUGCUUGAAAAAUGAGGUGAGGGAUGGCUUUGUAGUUUGUAGAGUGAGGUAAUGGCUUUGGUAGCUACGUAGUUUGUGGAAAAAUAAAUGGUCUGGUAGUUGUUUUUGAAGUUCGUAGAGAAAUAAGGUUACGAUCUGAAAAUGAGGUUAUGGUAGUUUGUAGAGGAAUGAGGUCAUGGUUUUGGUAGCUAUGUAGUUUGUGGGAAAAUAAAUGGUCUAGAAGUUGUUUUAGAAGUUCGUAGAGGAAUAAGGUUACGAUCUGAAAAUGAGGUUAUGGUAGUUUGUAGAGGAAUGAGGUAAUGGUUUUGGUAGCUACGUAGUUUGUGGAAAAAUAAAUGGUCUAGAAGUUGUUUUAGAAGUUCGUAGAGAAAUCAGGUAACGAUCUGAAAAUGAGGUUUUAUUAGUUUGUAGUUUGUGGAGAAAUGAAGGUCUGGUGUGGUAGUUAAUGACAGACUAGUAGAGGUAAUGGUCUAGUAGUUAUUUAUAAAGUUUGUGAAGAAAUAAGGUACAGGACUGUUACGAGAGAUAAGGUAUUGGUCUGCUAGUAUUCUGUAGUUUAUGGAGAGACUAGCUAAUGGUCUAGUUAUGACUCUUAAAGUUUGUAGAGAAAUGAGGUAAUGUUUUGAUAGUUAUAGAUGCUGUUGGUCAGGUUGUGAUAGCACUUGAAUUUGUGAGAGGAAAGUAUUAAGAUUGUCCUUGUAUGGCCUGUGCAAAAGCUGAGUGUCAUUAAGAAAACUGACGAUGAAGGGAGAGUGAGACAUGUUCAGUUCAGUUACAGGGAUCAUUUGCUCUCUGAAACGUGCUAGAUAUAAAUGAACAUGUAUUUUAUGGGUGACUCCAGUAUACAGGGAGAGGUCACCCCUUUUAAUUUUUAUCACGAUCAUAAAUGGUACUUGCAUAAUUGGUUCCAUUGGAGUCCCACAUUUAUACGAUCUCUUACUGUUGCACUUGUCUGUUAUGAGGGAUAGGUUUAAGUACCUCUCGUUUAGCUGUACCGUUCACUCCUACGAUAAUGUUACGGGGUAUUAUUAAGACCCAUAAAUGAGCACACAGCAGCACUCACAUAACCUAUUCUGUCCGUGCCAAAUUUCCUUAACAAUGUAUUUUAGUGAUCAGUCGGUCCGUGAUGACUUUGCAUUUGUUCUGUGACACGUAAGUCCUUAUUCGAUUGUAUGUUGAAGCUGGUGUGAUUAUGAUGACAACACGGAUUAUGGAGGGAUGUUAUUGCCACCUUCCCACAGUAGACUUGACCUUCGUUUCUGAAGAUUUAACUCCUAUUAGUGAUUUUGGGACAGUGGUGACAUAAGCCCACUGUAACCUGUCCGCUGCGAUUGGCACGGAUUUUGCCUUCACUGGUAGCCUGGUAACAUAUAGUCCCAAGUCUUUCUCUGCCUCUGUGGUGGAUAGUGGAGUGUUUCCCAUGUGGUAUUGGUGUGCUGGAUAUCCCUUCACUGGUACCCUGGUAACAUAUAGUCCCAAGUCUUUCUCUGCCUCUGUGGUGGAUAGUGGAGUGUUUCCCAUGUGGUAUUGGUGUGCUGGAUAUCCCCUUUACAUUUUUCUUCAGUGAAUUGUAUCAGCCACUCUUUGUUCCACUCCUGUAGCUUGGUGAUGUCUUCUAGUGGGAAAUCCACAUCCAAGGGGUUGAAAGUCCUGUCUCAACUACCAGAAUGUUUAUUCAGCAUACACCAUAGAAAAUUGACAAAAGGUUUAACGCUUGAGUAUGCCAAGAAAUGUAAAGAGACUAUUGAACAUGUUAACCACGUCUUGAUGAACCAUGUCCUGCCUUUCUGCAAGUAAAGAGUAUCUAGCGUAACAACCAAUGGGGUCCUCAUUACGAUGGGAGCACAGUUAUGUUUUGGUGGUCAGGGUCACUAAACUUUAGAUUAAGUCAGUUAAGUUAACCUAGCCAUAACAAUUGAAAUGAACACCUACAUAAACUUCAUUGCACAAGACAAGAGGAUUUCGUAACACA
Eriocheir sinensis (Chinese mitten crab) is the source of this 8314-nucleotide messenger RNA. Its product is annotated as transmembrane channel-like protein. Bases 1 to 6357 code for a protein of 2118 amino acids. Gene Ontology annotation, molecular function: mechanosensitive monoatomic ion channel activity. The record is from RefSeq and is a predicted model, not a curated record. Gene Ontology annotation, cellular component: plasma membrane. The transcript has 21 exons. NCBI's taxonomy places the organism in Eukaryota, Metazoa, Arthropoda, Malacostraca, Decapoda, Varunidae.